Struthio camelus australis is the source of this 3681-nucleotide messenger RNA. The record is from RefSeq and is a predicted model, not a curated record. NCBI's taxonomy places the organism in Eukaryota, Metazoa, Chordata, Aves, Struthioniformes, Struthionidae.
GCAGGUUCUGCUGUGUGUUUUUUGUUUUUAUUUUUUUUAGUGGUGCUCUGGAAUACCACUGAGAACACUAGCAAGGAGAAAGUUAUUUUUAUAUAUUUUAAAUGACAAUGCAAGUAUUCUUGCUUCCCAUGACUCAACAAAAAAAAUCCUUAUUUCCAACAAGGACUGAGUCAUUCUCAGAAGAGAGCUAUUGCAGUUGAAGCUCACUUCUGCAAAUAUACAUGCAAACUGGCUUGAAAUGGGCCAUUUUUUGCAUAAUAACUGACUUUCCUCAUCUUGUAGGGAAUGAAUCAGGCCAAAGCAUUCUUACUGAAGACUUGCAGUAGGCUUUAGGCAUGGACUUUGAGGAUUACAGAAAUAUUUUUUAAGCUAGUUCUUUAAGCAUGAUGACAUGAAGAUGAAUUCUUCCCUUCCCCUUUUCCCCUAUUCAGUCAACAGCCAAAAUUAACAAUGCAAGACAGCUCUUCUUCCAAGACCUAGGUUAAUAGCUCCUAAAGAAUAUAUCUAAGGAAGCCUUAAUGUUUUUGUUCAUUUGAAUUAGCCAAAACCAGAUUGCCUAACAAAUGUGUUUGAUUGUUCAGAGUCAUAGUGUGAUGCUGUCCUGCUUGAUGCUGUGUGAUAGCUUGCUUGAUAGUGCUGUAUCAAGCAAGUUCUCUGCUCACAGAUGAAGCAGCUGAUCCAACCUGCAUGAAUUUUAAGACCUAGUUCAGUCUCUAAAACAGAAACUACUUUAAAGUACAUGAGCACUUUAGUUGUGAAUAGACCUGUCUGCAUUGGUCUACUAGAAUUUUUUUCUCCUGCAUCUUCAAGAAAAUGAGCAUGUAUGAUUAGAUGUCACUAACCUCCAUUUUUCAUAGAGAGGUUUGGAAAAGCAAACAAGAGACUACAUUUUGGAUCAAGAGUUCAGAAUCAGCAAGAAAUAGUUGAAUACUCUCAUCCUACUUCCUUAGCUUGAACUGACUGGCAGUCGAUUUUAAUUUAGGCUGUGUUACUUAAAGCUGUGCAAAGAGCAGGCCAUGAAUAAUUAAGAUGGCAAAUGAAACAAAAAUGCAUUCUUAAGAGGCACCUUCCCUACUGUAGCAGGCAAUAUAACUUGCUGUCUCUGCUCGUUUCAGAAUGAUACAGAUCUUGGAUCCGAGACCCCUGCCAAGCCCAAUUAUGCCUGUGGAUGUGGCCAUGAGAAUUUGCUUAGCCCAUUCACCACCGCUGAAGAGCUUCCUCAGCCCCCUUGAGGACUGUCAAAGAAACAACUUUGUUAACAGAUUCAAACCUCUCCGCCCAUGCCUCAAUGUGAAGCGUGACUCUGAAGCGCAAAAGAGCGACUGGAACCGCCCAUCCGCCCGAGCCAAGAAGCGAGUUGUGUUUGCAGACUCGAAGGGACUGUCCUUGACAGCCAUACACACCUUCUCCGAGUUUCAGGAGCACCCUGUGUGGGACCUGCAGUUUGACUUACUAGGCCUUGAAAACAUCACAUCUGGCUUAAAGCUACAUGAAGAGAAAAACUUGAUUCUGGGUUUCCCUCGGCCCUCAGCUGACUACCUGGACUUCCGGAGCCGCCUUCAGAAGAACUUUGUUUGUCUGGAGAGCUGCGCCCUCCAAGAGAAGGUACUGUCAGGGACAGUCAAAGUAAAAAAUGUAAGUUUUGAGAAAAAGGUUCAGGUUCGAAUUACCUUUGAUACCUGGAAGACUUACACGGACGUUGAGUGUGUAUACAUGAACAACGUUUACGGCGAUUCUGACAAUGACACCUUUUCAUUUACCAUUGACUUGCCUCCUACCAUUUCUGCUCAAGAGAAGAUUGAGUUUUGCAUUUCUUAUCAAAGCAGAGAACAUAUCUUCUGGGACAAUAACGAGGGUCAGAAUUACAAGAUUCUCCAUGCAGAGUGGAAACCUGAUGGUGUUCAAAUACCAUCCGCCAGGAAAGAUUGUAUAGAUCUUCAGGCUCCAAGGAAAGCACAAGAGAAAGAACCUGAUCAGUUAGGCAGUCCAAGGAUGUCCAGUGGUUUCUUUCCCCAGUGGCAGAGCCUGGGAGGGAUUGAAAAUUCAUCACCAUAUUGGUGAGAGAGGCUAGCUAGGAAGUAUUCUUCCAUUUGGCAACAGAACACAGUGUUAGUUUCCUGGUUCAUGUACAAUAUAACAAAACCAUCUGGCAGGCUUUGACCGUCUGUACAAAUCCAAGUUCACUAGUAUGUGGGACUUAUUAAACAUACUACAUUACUAAAGUUCUUAGCCAAAACUUAUCCUUGGAAAGAAAGGAAAGCAAGAUAAAGCCCAUGUGUCUGCCACCUACUGUAGAAAUAGCAUGCUUGUAUCUUAAAUAUAUGCUGCUUGCUUUCUGCUAUUAGUUUUCCUCAGUCAUUAGACAAGAGUGUGAGGAAGUAUAAGAGGUGAUGGCAUCUUUGCAAGCUGGAGUAGCUGUGCGUGUGCAGGAGGGUAUGUGAACAGAACGCCACAAUUUGCUUUGUGGUUGGUAGGAGCGUAGUAGAGAUGAGGUGACGCUGUCAGGAUGGUGGCUUGCUGCAGACCUUCUACAUGCUUGUAGUAGAGGCAGGUAGGAGCGCAUGGCAAGGGGUUGUGGCUUCAGUACAGGUUAAAAAACUCGGAGAGGAUAAUGGAAAAGUGUGAGAAGGGGAAGAGGAAAGGUGUGCAGAGAUGCACAACUUAUUUAUCUUUCCAAAGCUGGUCUUAAAGUAUCAGAAAACUCUAUCAUAUAAAAAUGAGAAUACAGAAAAUAAUGUAAAAUAAAUGGAAGUAAGUGGUGAAAAUGACUGCUGCUUUGGGAAGACAUCUGUGUCUACAUCUGCCUUGUGAAUAAUAAGUAUCUUGCACUGGAGAACAAGUCUAACCUUGGCUUUUACCUCCAUCAUCCUACUCACUUAACAGGCAGAGAGUUACCUUCUAAUGUUAAAAGAAGAAUGUGCCUUUGAAAAAAUUAAAAAAAAAACCUAGAUACCAAAAGUAAUAGCUGGAGCCAUGGCUAGUCUACAAAGUAGACCAACUGAUUUGUAAACAUCCUAGUCUGUAGUAGCAUUACAUGAUUUGACUGCUUGCCUGAUCAUAUCUUAAAGUUAUCACUAACUUUGCAAUAGGGAGCAGGACAGUCAACCAUCUGACACUGUGAAACUGUAACAGAGGCAAGGUCCUUCAUAUUGAAGACAGUGAAUUAACUAUACUUGGUAACAGCUAAUUUCUUUAAAAGAGCAGGGUUGCUGUUAGUUUUUUUUUCUAGAAAGAACAUAGGCUUGCACAUAAAUAGAAAACUGCUCUAUUUUAUCAUACCUCAUUUUUUAAGUUGAAAUUUUUUGGAUUUUUUUAGACUUUGGUAAACUAAUGUAUAUUUUGUAUUUGUAUGCUUAUAGUUUAGCUUUCUGAGUUAUAAAACUGUAAAGAUCUGUUUGUUGUAUUGGGCAGUUUCCCCACAUGAGUUUUACAUACUCAGUAGGUGUGAAUACUGGCAUACCUUCACUUAGCUCUACAGAGAUGGUGUUAACAUCAAAACACAAGCCACGUUUUUGCCCAUUGCUUGAAAAGUAUAAUAUCCUGAGUCUGAAACUACUUGCAAUGCAAUGACAAGAUAAAACAUGAAGGUAAAAUGCCUCUUACACUAAUUGCACUUUCCUAUGUAACCCCUGCUGUUCUGUGUAAACUAGGCAUUUUAAGAAUAAAUUGUAUUUUGAUACA